Molecule: messenger RNA, 1529 nt
Organism: Patiria miniata (bat star)
Lineage: Eukaryota; Metazoa; Echinodermata; Asteroidea; Valvatida; Asterinidae
Product: paramyosin-like
Exons: 8
Coding region: 143-907 (254 amino acids)
Source: RefSeq, a predicted model, not a curated record
CUCAAUAGUUUCACUGCCCGCGACCAAACUUUUGGCGAAUGGACGCCGUUCACUGGUUUGCGACUGGCGUAAGAUUUUACCACCAUUUUUGUUGACAAGUAGGCAAAGUUCGACAGAUAAUUUCACCCCCACGUAAUCAGCGAUGACUUCGGAAACACUGCGGAGGAAUAGGCAGGUGGAUCUGGACCAGCUUACGAAGGACUUCACGAAGUGGCAAGGGCACCAAGAUUUGGUCCUCCAAAACAGCAACUUGAACCAGGAAUUGAAGGACCUGCUAGAUCAACGAGAACAGGACAGGAUAGCAACAAAAGCUACCGAGGACGAGCUGAAGCAGCUCCGUGGGAUCAUAGGCAGCCUGCAAGACACCUUGGCCCAGAGAUGUGACUUAGAAGAUGAAAACAAGAGUCUUAAAGAAAAAGUUGACAGAAUGGAGGAGAAAGUCAAAACCCUGAAAGAGGAAGGCCAGACAGCUCUCGUUGAAGUUGAGGCACGCUUGGAGCAAGUCCACUCGGAAGACAAGAUGCAGAUGCAAGAGGCUCAUCACAAGCAAGUCAAGCAAAUGGAGGAGCAAGCUAGGGCCCUUCAGCAGGCGGUGAGAGACAAGUCGGCCGAGAUCAAGCAGCUGCAACAACAGCUGGCUGAGGCUGAGAAGCACCGACAGACAGACAUAGUCAAACUCAGACUGGAGUAUGACGCCAAACUCCUGAAGUUACAGAGUGCUAGGAGUAGUCUCCAACGCAGCAGUGACAAGCCCAGCUCAGCCAGUAGCCUCAUCUUCAGGGAGAAAAUGCUGAAUGCCCAGGCUGCGUCGGAGAGGGAGGUUUUGUCGCUGCGGCAGACAGUCGGCGAGCUCAAGAGAAAGCUGGAUAACAGGCAACCACCUCCCAACGCUAAGCGUAAACACUGAGUGCAAACCAUAUGGGCUGCUAAGCGGAACAAGAUUGCUUAGCAUAUCUAAUAAGCAAAUAUUGGCCGAGAUCCACUGUUCGUGAUAAAAGACUGUGCCAAGCAAUGAAUGGAAUAAGGGCCCAUGUGAGACCUCACUGUUUCAUAGUUACUUUCCUUUUAGCUAGAAAACCCAAACUUUUUCCUACUUUUUUUGCUAACAAAGUUUCUUCCAAGAGUUCAAAAGAAGUUCAUUCACCCAGAAAGAUGAGUCUGCAGUUGCAUAUUUGCUAUUUUGUUUAGUUGAGAUCAAAGUUUACGAGUUCAUGCAUGAUAAGAAUGUUUGUUCAAGCGGAAAUAGAUAUGAACUAUUGCAUUGGCUUAAAGGCAAUAUACAACAUUUGCAAACAUCCAAAAGCAAACUACCAAAUUGUGAUAAAGUGCCUUACUUGACUGUAAGUCAAUAAUAGUCUCGAGCAACCUGUGGAAUCACGGCACCUGGUGUACUGUCAUUUUCAAGAAAAAUGGAACGUUUGUAUCAAUUUCCAACGAUGGUUGGCUGACCAUCGUUGGAAAAAACAAAUACUUUCAAAUACUUCCCUUAAUUUACCAAAUUUAGUUGGUCCACAUUUUGUUUCCAAUCG